Molecule: messenger RNA, 1893 nt
Organism: Klebsormidium nitens
Lineage: Eukaryota; Viridiplantae; Streptophyta; Klebsormidiophyceae; Klebsormidiales; Klebsormidiaceae
Source: the annotation of a GenBank genome assembly
CAAACUUUGAAUCAGAAGCCCGAGUCGUCCCUGCUGAAGCCUUCGGCAAAUUGUUGGUUCGAAGUUGGAAGAAAUUUCUUUGUUCCCUUCUUAGCAACAGGGCGCAGAUAAGAGGAAGCAAAGCAACAUCAUCGCCUUUUCCUGGGAAGUGGGUUUUUGUUUUUCUCUGCACCAAGUUUGCCCCUCGGCAUGGCCUCCAGCACCCUCGCCCUGCGUGGCUGCACCAGCACCUCUCUCCUUGGAGCCUCACAGUGCUCCCAGAAGUCGACCGUGCAGCCGUUUGUCGCUCUCCCCACAAGCAGCAGCAGAAUUGCUAGCAUUGAGGGACUUGUUUCAAAGAGAAGCGCCAGCAGGUUCUCCAUGGCGGUGGCCACAGAGAGGCAGGUUUACAGCACCACUAAGUCGGAUGAGAUCUUCAAGGCCGCCAAGGAGCUGUUGCCCGGUGGCGUCAACUCCCCGGUGCGCGCGUUCAAGUCCGUUGGGGGCCAGCCCAUUGUGUUUGACCGUGUCAAGGGGUCUCACUCGUGGGACGUGGACGGCAACGAGUACGUGGACUAUGUGGGCUCUUGGGGGCCGGCCAUUAUUGGCCACGCAGACGACGAGGUGAUUGCUGCGCUGACGGAGCAGCUGCAGAAGGGCACCAGCUUUGGUGCGCCGUGCGCUCUGGAGAACGUGCUGGCGCAGAUGGUGAUUGACGCGGUGCCCAGCGUGGAGAUGGUGCGCUUUGUCAACAGCGGCACCGAGGCGUGCAUGGGCAUGCUGCGCCUCGCACGCGCCUUCACCGACCGCGAGAAGGUCCUCAAGUUCGAGGGCUGCUACCACGGCCACGCAGACUCGUUCCUGGUGCAAGCCGGCAGCGGUGUCGCCACUUUGGGCCUGCCCGACUCCCCCGGUGUGCCCAAGGCCGCAACGGCAGCCACGCUGGUAGCACAGUACAACGACCUGGAGAGUGUGCGCGAGAUCUUCCGCCAGCACAAGGGCGAGAUCGCGGCGGUGGUGCUGGAGCCAGUGGUGGGCAACUCAGGGUUCAUCAUCCCGGACAAGGAGUUCCUGGAGGGGCUGCGGGAGCUGACGAAGGAGGACGGCGCGCUGCUCGUGUUCGACGAGGUCAUGACCGGCUUCAGGAUAGCCUACGGGGGGGCGCAGGAGCACUUCGGCAUCACCCCCGACCUGACGACGAUGGGCAAGGUCAUCGGCGGCGGGCUGCCGGUGGGCGCGUACGGCGGGCGGCGGGAGAUCAUGGAGAUGGUGGCGCCCGCGGGGCCCAUGUACCAGGCGGGCACGCUCAGCGGCAACCCGCUCGCCAUGAUCUCGGGGAUCAAGACGCUCGAGCGGUUGCAACGGCCGGGCAGCUAUGAGCAGCUAGACAGGAUCACGGGCCGGUUGAUCAACGGGCUGCUGGACGCGGCCCGGGAGGCGGGUCACGACAUUUGCGGGGGCCACAUUUCGGGCAUGUUCGGCUUCUUCUUCUGCAAGGGCCCGGUCAACAACUUCCAGGACGCCAAGAAGAGCGACACCGCAAAGUUUGCCAAGUUCCACCGGGGCAUGCUCGAGAGGGGACACUACUUCGCGCCCUCACAAUACGAGGCCGGCUUCACGUCGCUGGCGCACACGGAAGCGGACGUCGAUGCCACGAUUGCUGCCGCAAAGGACUUGUUCAAGAGCCUCUAGGCUUUCCGUCGAAACGGUUCCGACCUUUCUAUAGACGUUCUGCGUUUGCAGACCAUUAAACUGCGUUGAAUAAAGCCUGAAAUUUGUUACUAAUUAUGUCUAGGUGGCUGGACACGAUUUUGUCGCAUCCGAGCCUGGCGGCUUACAAUUGUAUACUGGAUACGCACAACUUCUUCAUCAUGGUGGGGUACUUCACGAGUGCAUCCGACCGCAUUUUCAAGC